Messenger RNA from Racocetra persica, 489 nucleotides. The record is from the annotation of a GenBank genome assembly. Lineage: Eukaryota; Fungi; Glomeromycota; Glomeromycetes; Diversisporales; Gigasporaceae.
AUGGCUGAAAAUAAACUGGUUAAAAAUAAUUUAGAACAGAAUAUUAAAUUUCCCUCCUAUCUAAAUUUUGACAAGCAAAAAUUGGCUAUUAAUUAUUUGCGUAUUCCUCAACCUGAAGAAUUAAAUAGAGACAUUGAUACUUCAUUAGUAGUGGAAUGGUACAUUUUUGCUCUCAUCAAUAACAUUAUUGAAAAAAAAUUUGAUGGUGAUAAUUUUUCCCUCCUAUUACCGGAAAAAUUACAAGGAUUAUUUCCUAAUUUAACCUUAAAGCAACUUGUUUUUUGGGGAUUAGUAUUGGUUGGUCUCUUUGCGUUUAUCUCUUAUUUUUCUAGUCUCUGGGAGGAAGAGUUAAGAAUUAAAGGAGGGCAUUAUGUCAAAAAUACACUCUUGGAAAAAUUUCGUCAAUUGCCUUUGACCGAAAAAAAGGCCCGACAAAAGGAAAUUAGCACUCUGGUUGAAUUAGAUUCGGGACAAUUUGGUCGUUAUUGA